Mangifera indica (mango) is the source of this 3756-nucleotide messenger RNA. RefSeq names its product protein NLP4-like. NCBI's taxonomy places the organism in Eukaryota, Viridiplantae, Streptophyta, Magnoliopsida, Sapindales, Anacardiaceae. The record is from RefSeq and is a predicted model, not a curated record. Gene Ontology annotation, molecular function: DNA-binding transcription factor activity; protein binding. The transcript has 6 exons. The coding region runs from base 407 to 3184 and encodes 925 amino acids.
UCUAAACAGACGAAAGUGCAAAAAGAUGGAGUUCUGGGCAUUGUUGCACCCAAUCUGCAAGCUCUUAAAGCCGUGCAAGUGCUUAAGAGUUUUGACUUUACAGCGAGUAUCCCAAAGUUCAAAAUGUGAGUUUUUAUCCAGGUGGGGUCACAGUUACACGAUAGAAUCAUCAUCUUCUUCCCUCAGAAAUUGCCUGGCAUCACUAGGAGUGUAAUAUUUACAAGAUAAUUGCUAUAACAAAAGGGUUCUUUCUUGUGGAGGAGGGACACACCCUUCAAAACUUUUUAUGAGGUGGUUGUUAUUCGUGUUCCUGCUUCUCAGAAAAUAUUUCUGACCAUUUUUAAAACAAAGACGCAUCUGGGUAUCUUCAGGAAUCACUACGUAAUUGUUUUUAGAAAAGAUCAACAUGGAAGAUAGUCCUUUUUCGCCUGGUACAAUGCUCGGUGGUCCACUGGAUUCUGCUAUGGACUUGGACUACAUGGAUGAAUUGUUCUCAAAAGGAUGCUGGCUUGAAACUAUUGAUGGAUCUGAGUUCCCUCAUCCUAGUCCCUCUUUGUCUACUUCCUUCUUUGACUCAUCUUUUCCUUUUCCUGCUUUAGAGACUAUCAAUGGCAAUACAAUCUCAAGCACCAGCGAAUCUCAACGGGGAAACCAAGAAGAAAAACAGAAACUGUUUUUGCUGGGAAAUUCACCUUUGAUUGAUCCCCAAGGAAGAACUCCUCUUAAUACUCAAUCUCUGAGCCAGAGCAUGGUUCCUGUUGAUGGAAGCCUUAGAGAAUUAGAAAAUAACAUUACUGAACGUUCUGAAAUAAGCAGAAGGUGGUGGAUUGGGCCCAUGGCAAAUCCAGGACCUGCUGCUACUGUAAUGGAGAGAUUAAUAUGGACACUUGGGCGCAUUAAAGAUUUUGCAAGUCACAAUGAUGUCCUAAUUCAAUUAUGGGUGCCUGUAAAUAGAGCUAAUAGACGUGUCUUGACUACAUAUGAACAACCUUUCCAACUUGACCCCAACUGUCAGAGGCUUGCAAAGUACAGGGACAUCUCUGUUGACUAUAUUUUUUCUGCGGAGGAGGACACCAAUGAUGUGGUGGGAUUGCCUGGUCGGGUUUUCUUGGGUAAGGUUCCUGAGUGGACUCCUGAUGUCCAAUUCUUUCUAGGUGAUGAGUAUCUACGAGUUUGUCAUGCUCAACAGUGUGAUGUUCACGGAACCCUUGCCGUUCCUGUUUUUGAACAAGGCAGUAGGACUUGCUUGGGUGUUAUUGAGGUUGUGAUGACGACCAGGAAGAUUAAGUAUCGAUCUGAACUUGAAAAUGUUUGCAAAGCACUUGAGGCUGUUGGUCUUAGGAGCUCUGAGGCCCUUAAUGUUCAAAGCAUAAAGGCAUGUGGGAUAUCAUACCAAGCUGCCUUACCUGAGAUCCAAGAGGUCUUGAGAUGUGCUGGUGAGACUUACCGAUUGCCUUUAGCUCAGACUUGGGUCCCGUGUGUCCAACAGGGUAAAGGGGGUUGCUGGCACUCAAAUGGAAACAUUCAUUGUGUUUCCACUGUAGAUCAUGUUUACCAUGUUGCAGAUCCUGAUAUGAAGGGUUUUCAUGAGGCUUGCUCUGAGCAUCACUUGUUAAAAGGUCAAGGUGUGGCUGGGGGAGCAUUUAUGACAAACCAACCUUGCUUCUCAACUAACAUAACUUCCUUUAAAAAGACCGAGUAUCCUCUCUCUCACCUUGCAAAGAUAUUUGGGUUGUGUGGCGCUGUUGCAAUACGACUGCGGAGCAUCCAUACUGGUACAGCUGACUUUGUCUUGGAGUUCUUCUUGCCCAAGGGUUGCACGGAUCUUGAAGAGCAGACGAAGAUGCUUAAUUCUUUGUCUGUCAUCAUUGAGCAGGUUUGUCAAAGCUUACGGGUUAUAACAAACAAGGAGCUGGAGGAAGAAACUGGUUUGCCUAUUAGUGAAGUGAUUGUCUCUUCAGAUAGAGGAAAGAUGUUAAAUGUAGAUACCCAUUUAGAAAAGUAUUCUCAGGAAAAUUCAUCCUCAGCAGCCUGUGUCAUGGGGGUCCAAAAAAAUUGUGACAACUCAUUAAACCAAACAGCAAAACCAAGAGCAGUAUCUAAUGAAAAAUUGUUGGAAGUUAGGGAACAAGAAGAAGACGUUAACCAAAAAGGGAGUGUUGAACAUUGUGGAGAUUCUAAUUCUGGUGAAGGUAGCUUCUCAAGUGUGGCUAUGGGUAAAACUGGAGAGAAGAGGCGUACCAAGGCAGAGAAACUUAUCAACUCACAAGUUCUUCGGCAAUACUUUUCUGGGAGCCUGAAAGAUGCUGCUAAGAGUAUUGGUGUUUGCCCAACGACCUUGAAAAGAAUAUGUAGGCAACAUGGGAUAAAACGUUGGCCUUCCCGAAAAAUCAAGAAGGUUGGGCGUUCUUUGCAGAAACUCCAACAUGUGAUUGACUCUGUUCAAAAAGGAACUGGUGCUUACCAAAUUGGUUCUUUCUAUUCAAACUUCCCAGAAUUGUCUUCGUCAUAUGUAUCAAGAACUAGUCGUUUUACAACUUCUGUGCCAACCGAUUGUCUCAAGCCAACAAGUCUGCAGCCGAAAGGUGGCAUUUGUAGCCACAAAGCAGCAAAAUCACUCUCUUAUAGUCAGAGUUCCGGUUCCAGCCAUUCCUGUUCCAGUGGGAUUCAGAAGCACCUUUCUGCAAACAGUGUUACUGGUUUUGAAGAUCCUGUAGUUGGAGAGAGCUCUGACAAUGUUGUGUUGAAGAGGGUCAGAAGUGAAGCAAGGCUGCAUGCUUCGAAUCAAGGACUGAAGUUGUUGCCGAGGUCAAAAAGCCACAAAUCUCUUACUGAACGGCCAAUUUUGAAGACUCUUCCUUCCUUGCCGGAAAAUUGUGGCCAGAUAUCCCAAGAGGUUGACAUGCUGAGAGUAAAAGUCACCUUCAAAGACGAGAAGAUAAGACUCCGCAUGCAAGAUAAUUGGAAAUUCAAAGAUUUAGUACAAGAAAUUGCAAGGCGGUUUGGCAUCGAUAACAUGAGCAUAUAUGAUCUUAAGUACUUAGAUGAUGACGGUGAAUGGGUCUUAUUAACAUGUGAUGCUGAUUUAGAGGAGUGUAUUGAUAUAUAUCGAUUGUUGCAGAGCCACACAAUUAAACUCUCUCUGCAACCUUCUCAUCAUCUUUCGGAAAAGGUUAUUGGGUAGCAGAAGCUCUUCUUGAUCCUAUGAAGAAUUGAACGGUUAAGGAAUUUAUUGGCUGUCCACCAAAACAGUCUCCAAAUGGCACAAGGCUUGAAGCUGGCGAACAAUUUGGCAUAGUAUGUUAUAAUCAGGCCAUAACAGUUUUGGAAUGAGAGUAAGUCAAAGCAGUGUUUUAAAACCUUUAAUCUAUCAUGAAGUUCAAGAGUGAAGAAUCAAACGGAGUUCAUUAGGUAAGGGGUAUGUAUCACAUUCCCCCAUAUCACAAUUCUGUUUUGUUAAAUAUUGUAUUAAUGUUCAUCUAAUCAAUCACCAAUCUGUCGGUCGGUCAGAUCAAUCAAGACCUUGUUCAGGUAUGAAGUGGAAUUUUCUUAAUCCUUAAUUCAUAAGGACUAUUCCAGGACAUGACAACAUGAGUGUUCUAGAAUUAGGUAACUCCACUUUCUAAUUUAGUUUGUCAUUGCAUGAAGCUCCAAUUUAUGAGCUUCUUAGUGGAUUGUUUAUUUGCCCAUCUCCUGUUAUGUUUUACAUUGGUGAGUUGAAUAGAGAAGCAAUCUAUGCACAUGGUGAAAGAUGAA